AUGAAGUCGUUCAUCGCGGCCCUGGUUCUCGCUUUCGCGGUCGCUUCGGCCCUCGCCCAAGACUUCCCGGAGGACCUGGGGCUGUGCGGCGAGGGCGUGUGCACGGCCACGCCUGUCAUCAAGAACGACGCGGGCGACGCCAUCGGCGUCGGGCCCGUCAACGCCACCCUGGCCCUGGACACCGUCGGCGGCUACCCCGCCGUCAUUGCUCUGUGCGGCAAGGGGCGCUGCAUCACCGUGCCGGUCAUGGUGGCGGGCAUGAGCGAGGAGACCGCCGCUGAGGCCGUGGGCGUCGCUGCCGCCGGGGACUGGCCGAACUUCAUCGGCCUGUGCGGCCAGGGCGAGUGCAUGGUGACGCCCGUGAGCAAGGACGAGGCUGGUGUGGGCAUCUCCGUGGGGCCGGUGCCUUCCAACACGCUCGGCGUCGCCGGUGACUACCCAGAGUAUGUGGGGCUGUGCGGUCGCGGCGUUUGCGCUGCUCUGCCGGUCAUCGCCUCUCCCUGA
Molecule: messenger RNA, 504 nt
Organism: Ostreobium quekettii
Lineage: Eukaryota; Viridiplantae; Chlorophyta; Ulvophyceae; Bryopsidales; Ostreobiaceae
Source: the annotation of a GenBank genome assembly